CACUGAUUGGCAGCACUAAUAGGUGGCACUGACCGGCACUGAUGGGUGACACUGAAGGGCAGCUCAGAUGGGCACUGAUAUGUGGCAUUGAUGUGGCACUGGCACAUGGCACUGUUCAGCACUGACUGCUGGCACUGAUGUACACUGAUAGGUGGCACUUCUGGGGCCACACUGAUCAUCAGGGCACACUGAUCAUCACUGUCAGCGUGACAGCUCGAGAGGAGAGAAAUGCAGAUAACCGGCAUUUCCCUGGUGACAUGUGAUCAGCUG
Molecule: messenger RNA, 270 nt
Organism: Staurois parvus
Lineage: Eukaryota; Metazoa; Chordata; Amphibia; Anura; Ranidae
Source: the annotation of a GenBank genome assembly